Pochonia chlamydosporia 170 is the source of this 243-nucleotide messenger RNA. RefSeq lists its product as hypothetical. The record is from RefSeq and is a predicted model, not a curated record. The transcript has 2 exons. NCBI's taxonomy places the organism in Eukaryota, Fungi, Ascomycota, Sordariomycetes, Hypocreales, Clavicipitaceae. Bases 1 to 243 code for a protein of 80 amino acids.
AUGCACGCCAUCAGCUUCAUCAUCGCCUGCCUGGCCACCGCUGCCAUGGCCGCACCUGCACCCGCCCCCGUCAGAGACCAACUCUCCGCUCCUCGCGUCAACCCUCGCGCUGAGGAAGCCAACACGAAUGAAAAGUACGCCGAGGCUACCUUUGACAACGGCUACGUCCCCAAGAUGCCUUGGAAAGCAACAUUGACGAGGGUGGCGGUGGUUGUUCAAGGGAUGGAAAUGAGGUUGACUUAG